Messenger RNA from Macrosiphum euphorbiae (potato aphid), 1980 nucleotides. The record is from the annotation of a GenBank genome assembly. Lineage: Eukaryota; Metazoa; Arthropoda; Insecta; Hemiptera; Aphididae.
AUGGUAAACGAUAUUGCAUUAGAGACGUGGACUAAAAAUGGAGAAACAACAGGUCUGCUUCUCCAUAGAAAAGAUAAGGAAACGAAACCGCUGCAUGACUAUAGAAGUCAACUUUUUGUUAUUUUCGUAAUAUUUUCAGUUCUAAUUAUCACGUUCUCGAUAUCAGUUGUUGAUUUUUGGUCAAACGAUGACCAAUACGUCCAGUCGCUGCACGCAAUCAUUAAAAGUAAAGAUCACUUCACUAUGAAAAACAGAGAGUAUUUCGACCAAUGUGCACCUAUUGUCUCGUGUGACUAUAGUGACAAAUACAGAACUAGCAAUGGGACGUGUAACAACCCAAACAAUCCAAUUUGGGGUUCUUCGAACACCCCAUUCAUCAGACUUGUCGACGCACACUACAGCGAUGGGAUCUCAAAAUUACGUGCAUCAUCUGAUGGGAAACCAUUGCCGAGUGCAAGAGAAAUUCAAUUAAAGCUGUUUUUGAAUAAGCAAAUAAGAAUCCCCGACAAAAAUAACCAGCUGCUAAUGCAAUGGGGCCAGUUUGUCGCUCACGAUGUUUCUAAUUUAGCAAUUGAUACAAAUGGGGAAGAUUGUUGUGCAUAUAAAAAUCAACAUUGGGUUUCAAGAGCGUGCGAAGCUACUAUCACAAUACCAAUAGACGAUCCUAUAUACUCAAAGUACAACACGACAUGCAUGAGAUUUACUCGAGCAAUGACAUCAAACAACUAUAGCUGUCCCUUACAACCAUUGACAUUUAUAGACGAUGCUUCACAUUUUAUUGAUGGAUCUCAAAUUUAUGGUUCUAAUGAUUACGUUGUAUCGACACUGAGAUCAUUUACAGGGGGGACGUUAAUUUCUGUCCUUGAUAACAGCCAGGAGUUUUGUCCACAUUCGUCCUUUGAGUCUUCCGAUACCAACAAAUAUUUGUACCGAUCCGGAGACUCGCGUGCAAAUUUGAACCUUGGUAUAGCACUUUUUCACAAUAUGUUUUUGAGAUUUCACAAUUUCGUAGCGUUUAAACUAAAAACUGGGAAUGCUAUGUGGUCUGAUGAAAAGUUAUACCAAGAAUCUCGCAGAUUCGUUGGUGCAAUUAUCCAACAUAUUACAUACACACAAUUUUUACCAAUAAUCUUAGGCAAAAACUAUACAAAUGACGAAGUGCUUGGGGGUAACAAUAAAUAUGAUCCUACUGUGAACCCAUCAACUUCGCAAGAGUUUUCAACCGGCGCAUUUCGUGUACUCCACAAUAUUAUACCAGCUCAACAUAGAUUUAUUGAUUCGAAUUCCACAACUGUGCAAGUAGUCAAUGUUACAGACUGGAUGAACUGCCCGUAUCUCUUACAACAAGGUUCAAACUAUGACCAUCUACUUCGAGGUUUAUUAAGUACAGAAGGACGCCUGAGUCAACCUUCAUACAAUUCUUUGAUUUCAAACUUAAUGUUUCAUUCAAACAAUUCGAUUGGCGUGGAUCUCCUAUCGUACGAUAUCCAAAGAGGGCGCGAUACCGGUCUCCCUCCGUACAAUAAAAUGAGACAGUUAUGUGGAUUGCCUGUUGCUAAGUCAUUUAGUGACUUGAUUGAUACUAUACCAACAGAUGACAUUUAUGAUUUGGAGACACUUUACUCCACCGUGGAUGACAUAGACUUCAUUGUAGGGGCUUUGUUAGAGACACCAGAGAACGAUGCUUUAGUUGGAAAUACCUCACGAUGUAUUAUUGGUGAUUUUUUCUAUAGAUCACGAGUAGGUGAUCGAUUUUUCUACGAUAACGAAGGGCAGUCUGGUCAAUUUUCCAAACAUCAACUUGAAGUACUCAAAUCUAUUAAUCUGGAUCACAUUAUAUGCGCUACUUCGUCCGUUGAUAACUUACAAAAAAAUAUUUUCACGAAAGUUGACGAUGGAUGGUAUUCUUCGAUGAAGUGGAGUUGUAGUCAAAAAUAUAUGAUAGAUUUUAAACCAUGGGAAGAAGAACUGUAUGAUUGA